Molecule: messenger RNA, 1230 nt
Organism: Hyla sarda
Lineage: Eukaryota; Metazoa; Chordata; Amphibia; Anura; Hylidae
Product: CD209 antigen-like protein C
Exons: 4
Coding region: 55-510 (151 amino acids)
Source: RefSeq, a predicted model, not a curated record
UCCUGUUUUCAGAAGAAAUGGUCCAGAACAUCCAAAGUUUCCCUCCUUGUUGUGAUGGCUCUGCUCUGUAUACUCCUUAUUAUCGUGGGUGUCCUCUUGAACAUCACAAAAGGCUCCUGCAAAACUUGUCCUCCUGGAUGGAAUCUGAUCAGGUCCAAUUGUUACUAUUUUUCAACAAUCAGAGAAAAUUGGGAAAGGAGCAAAGAGCUUUGUGCAGAACGUAAUGGGAUCCUUGUUGUAAUUAAAGAUGAAUCUGAAAUGUCUUCUUUAUGGACAUUCAUACAACAAGAAGCAUUUUGGAUAGGACUGAGACGAGAUCCUAAAGACAUUGACAUGUGGGUGUGGACAGAUGGAUCGCCGCUGACAUACAGUGCCUGGUAUGAAGAUGAACCCAAUAAUGUUGAAAAAAAUGAACACUGUGUAGAAACUUGGGGAGCUGUUCAGUCAUGGAAUGACCGGCCAUGUCAAGAAAAGCGGAAUUACAUAUGUAGGGGAGUCUGGAGUUGUUAAAUGGGGCUGUUUCCUAAGCUGUUAAGCCAUAUUGGCCCUCAUUUACUAACAUGAUCCCGAGUCUUUUUGUCGGGUUUUGCGCCUGAUUUUUAGUCGCAUUCCCGAUGCGACAAUGUUUGCGACCAAAAAAACACUCCAUUUCUAAAACUCUCCGAGUGUUUCUUAAAACACACCAAAUGGGCGUGUUUUCAACUAAAUGGGGCGUGUGAGUAAAUCACCAAAAACUCUCGGAGUGUAAUGUGAAACACACGAAAAAGUGUGAGAUUGUGAAACUGAAAACCCGACAGCCGGCAGCAGUCGGAAAGUUCCUAAAACGGAGGGUUUUUAACGAUGUUCCCAGCAACAGCCAUUAGAGACGUUAUUUGCCUCUCUCAUGGUAGAUUAACAAACUGGUGGAUGAUUUAGUGGCCUUUAGUCAGCCUUUCUUUACAUGUACUUUAAAAUAAAUAUUUUAUGCUGAUGGAUUUCUUUUGUCUUGCUUUCCACAUUUUACUUUUCUCCAAAUGUCCUCUCUUCUCAAUAGAUUAUCCAAGUAUUGAUGUUUUUUUUUUCAGUUUUUUUUUUGCUACCAGCUUUAGAAAUGUUGUAAAUGUUCUUUAAUAUGCACUGCCACCCACCCACCUGAUUUCCUAAUUAGCUAUUCAAUUUAUGCCUAACCAUAACAUUUUUUUUAAAGGUUGUUUUACAUUUUUUUACCUGGGUUAUUCUGAACCUGUGUAA